AUGGCAUCCAUGAAGGCCUUGGCCUUGGCUUUGAUGAUGUCUUGGGUCUUGGCAGUGGAAGAGGCCGACAUGUCUGAAGAUCCAUCUGCAUGCAUGGCUCUACUUCAAGUCACCCAAGAGCGCUUGAAGAAGCCGGAGGUGCCUCCGACUCCACCACCGUUGCUGUCCUCAGAUCCGUUGCCUGCCCACCGGGUGGAGCACAUCCACCUGCUUUCGGAGACGCCCUUCUGGUGGAUGAUGGGUGUGGUGAUUAUGCUGGUCACAGUGGUGGUCGUCAGGACCGAAGUUCAGCAGACCACUUCCAACGCGGCCGAGGAAGAGACCUUCGAAGCAGAGCAAAGCAAGGUCGAGAAACCUGAGAAGCGACUGGUCAAUGGCGAAUGUGCAGGCAACGCACCAACCACUGAUGUGAAGUCUCUUGAGAGUCCCUCAGAGCCGCCCGCUGGUGGCCGGAAGGCGGAGGAGUUCACAAUGUACUACUCCUACGAAUCCAUCCAGAAGCUGGUUUUCUGCUUCAUGGCCUUGAACAUGAGCAUGAUUCUUUGGGGUAUUGCGCAGGAGUUCAUCAUGACCAACGUGUACUAUGACCGGGACGGGCAAGUGAGGGAGCUGCCCUCCGCACUGUUUCUGGUGCUUGCCAAUCGCAUUUUUACCAUGGCCUUCUCUGCAUUUCUCCUGUGGACACGUGAGCAGCCCUUGCUCUUCCCUGGUUGCAUUGAUGCCGUUUGGCCGGCGGUCAGCAACACCUGCGCGUCCUGGUCCCAGUAUUCCAGUUUGGGCUACAUCUCUUUUGGUCUCCAGACCACCGCCAAGAGCGUGAAGAUCUUGCCUGUGGUCAUCAUUAGCUCCUUGCGGGGGAAAUAUCACUCCCUCACUGACUAUGCGGAAUGUUUGGUGCUGGCCUGUGCUUGCUUUGUGUUUGGCCACGAGAGCGAGUCCGAGUCUGAUAGUCUCACGACAGUGGCAGGUGUGCUGCUUCUCUUGGCGUUCAUUGUUUGCGACUCGGUGACCCCUCAUUUGCAAGAUAUCCUUUUCCAGAAACACAAGGAGAUUGACGUUGUUCAGGCAACUUUUGCCAUGUCCAGCAUGGCCGUUGUGAUGAUGCUCAUCGAGAUGAUAGUGACGCUCAAACUGUUUGACAGCUUUGCGUUUCUUUGGAACUGCCCAGAGGCUAUGCUGCACAUGUUGGUGCUUUCCCUCGCCUCGACUCUGACGCAGUACAUGAUCUCGUACACCAUCAAGCACUUUGGCCCUGUGGUCUUCACCAUCAUCGCCUCCACGCGACAAGUGAUCUCUGUGCUGAUCAGUGCAGUGCUCUUCAGCCAUCAUAUGUCAGGCGUGGCCUUGGUGGCGAUGUUCAUCAUGUUCGGCACCUUGAUGCUUCGCUCUGUGCGGCCUUUGGCGAAGGAUCACAACGAGCUGCUGUGGGUGAUGCCUGAGGACUAUCAGCGGAUUCCCUUGCUGAGCUUCUCGGCGAGGCUCUCAGUGUUUUCACCUCUAUUUAUUUGUACGACUGCCAUUCACGUCGUCUACAUCAUCUACACCCUGUUACAGGAGUUCCUGUCCACUCACACCUUCGAUGGACACCUUUUCAAUUUCCCGCUGACCUUGGUGGCCAUCUCCCACACUGCUGCUGCCCUCUUGUCCCUGGCAGCGCUCCGGACACAAGGGCACUCAAUCGUGACGAAAGGCCUUUGGCAAACGAUUCUUCCGGGGUCCACGGACCUCGUGGCAACCUCGCUGCAACACUCAGCGAUCUACAAGAUGUACUUCCCAGCACAAUCAUUGAUGAAGACGCUGAAGGUGCUUCCAGUGAUGAUGAUUGGGACAUGCUUGCAGAAUCGUACCUACAGCAAACUGGAUUAUGCAGAAGGUUUUUUGCUCUCUUGCUUGGUGGCAUUCUUUGUCUUCGACUUUCAGUUCAAGCAAUUGGCUUGGGACCCAACGAAGCACAUGCACCACACAUCAUUGAUGGGGGUCUUGAUGAUGUUGGGCUAUGUGGUCGUCGAUUCCUUCACCAGCAAUUUUGAGGAUUCCAUCUACCAGAGAUUAGACUUGACACCAGGGCACAUGCUGCUGGGCAUGGAGACCUUCUCAGCGGCCUUGGCCUGGGUGUGGGCUGCCAUAAUGGGGGAGGUCUCGAGCGGAUUCCAGUUCGUGAUAGCAACCCCUGGCGUGUUGCUCUUCCUGUCGAUCUUUGCUCUGACGUCUGCGGUGGGUUCGUUGGCCUGUGUGUUGACCGUGAGACUGUUUGGGCCAGCAGUGUUCACUUUGAUCAUGACCUCCAGAGCCAUUUUGAGCCUGCUGAUUUCUGUGAUGUGCUUUCAGCACGGUGUGGAUUCCGUCGACUGCAUUUCUUUGGUGGCAGUCUCCAUCAUCACCCUGAUGUCCUCGGCCCGCCGUGUUUCCGCUCAGAUGCGGCAAUUUCAAUGA
This is a messenger RNA of Durusdinium trenchii, 2433 nucleotides long. Lineage: Eukaryota; Dinophyceae; Suessiales; Symbiodiniaceae. The record is from the annotation of a GenBank genome assembly.